GCCGGGCAGCGGCGGCGGCGGCGCCCUGAGGGUAGUGCGGCGACGGCACCAUGGGGGAGCGGGAUGGCAGUUGGGACAGCGAUAGCGACGAGACAGUCGUGGAGGGCUCAGUGAUAGAGAGCGAUGUGGAGGGCGAGGAGCUCCACAGCAGGAGGUUAUCUUUUGUUAAUAAGGAUGUAUCUUUAACAACUGAAGUAAGAAUUGAUGAAGGAGCCCCCUCUCCAGAGAUCUCUUUUAUUCAUAAACUUCGUCAUCGUCCAUACACUUUGAAGGAGGAAAAGCAGAUAAAUCUGAUACCUCAGGAGACGAAUGCAUCUGACCAAUCUCAGUCUCUACUGCAGGGUUGGAUAAACUGUCCCUCACUUUCUGGAAAUAUUUCUGAGCCUGGUUUUUCUCUGAAUGCUGCAGCAGAGGGACAGCAAAAUAAUUCUGUAGAUAUCAAAGUGGUUGGAUUUCUGAAAGAUACAGAGGAAAAGAUUUCAUGGAAAUUAAGUGAUGAAGAUCUCUCUCCAGAAACAAGCCUGUGUCUAGAUGCAUUUCUGGAGGAGCUAAUAGUGGUUCCAAAAGAACAGACACCGCAAGAUAUAUUUCCGCAUGUUUUGGAAGAUUGCCAGAGAAUGAGUGUGACUGUUACUGACACAGAUAACACAGUAAAAGAAUAUUCCCUUAAUAAUGAUACCGAUCUCUCAUUGACGUCCUUAGGGAAGAUUUUCAUGGAAGCAGUCUCUGAACAGAGAAUAGUGAUGGGUGAAUUUGAAAUCAGUGAUUUGUUGAAACCUCUCAGUGAUUCAGAGAGUCCUAAAAUGAUAAACCAAUUGCAUGACAUGUUAGAGUGCCAGGGUCCUGCCUUAUCCAUUGAUACAUUAGCAGAUGAGAGGAGCGAUGCCCUGCCGGUUGAGCUUGUGACAGCUCUGAACUCCUUGUCAGGCUCUGUAGUACAGCCUGUCACUCCUGAAGUGCCAAACAAGAGGCAGCUUAGCACUGAGGAAGAGCAGUUAAAUUCAGAACCCAGUAUUCCCCAGCUAGAUGAUGACUGUACGCAAAUAACAGAUACAUUUGAGCCUCAGCUCCCUACAGUUCAGGUGGAAGAAAUAAAAGCUAUAGCAGGAUCUAACUUGCAGAGGACAACGAAUGAGCAACUUGUGGGUGAUCAGCAGAGAGAGAAAGAAGUAAUUUCAGAUUAUUGGAGUGCCAACUUGCAUGAAAAGCCCGCUGGGGAGGGAAGUUCAGUGGAGACUGACGUGUGUGCAGAAACUACCAAAGCAACAUCAAGGAAAGCAAUGCAGUUAAGAGGGACCUUCUCAAAAAAGUGCAGAGAUCUUGUUUCCAGUUGUGGCCAAAUGCUACAAGAGACUCGGCAGAGGAUAUCUCACAAUGGCAAUAAAACAAGAAACAAAGCUAAGGAUUUUGAAAAAAUUCAGAAGUCUACUUCUAAAGACAAGCAGGAUCUAGAAACCAACGUAUGUCAAGGCCUGAUGACUCUGAAUGGGAAUAGAAAAGCCGAGCAGACAAGGAGAAGCAAAAGAAUCAAAAAGAAAAUUAGACAAGAAGCCUCCAUUAGGAAUUCCGUAAAUCUUAUUUUCCCCAUUCCACUGUCAAGAAUCAAUAGGAAGAAUAUUUUUGGUGAGACCUUACUGCAUAAAGCUGUUGCUGAUGAAGAUAUGGACCUUGUAUGUAAUAUAAUAAAAUGUGGUGCAAAUGUAAAUGCUCAGGAUUAUGCUGGCUGGACUGCACUACAUGAAGCAAGUGUGGAAGGCCUUUAUGGGAUAGCAAACGAGCUUUUGAAAGCAGGAGCUGAUGUUAAUGCUAGAGGAGGUGAACAAAUAACACCAUUACAAGAUGCAGUUAAAGAAGGUCAUUAUGAGUUGGCAGAGUUAUUACUUUGGUAUGGAGCUGAUCCUUUAUUAAAAGAUGAGAUGGGAAGAUGUGCAUUAGAAGAAGCUUCUGACCAGUCUAUGAGGAAACUACUUACAAGCUAUGUAGCAAAAUCCAGAAGAGGUUCAGAAGAGAUAUCAGCUGGAGAGGAUGCUGAGAGUAUGUUAAGUGCUCAAAGUUUAGAUGAUACAAACCUGCACCAGACAGAAUUAAACUCAGAUGGCACAGUCCAAUGUGAUCAUACUAAGGCAUCAAAGGAAGGCUUCGCUAAAAAUGAACAAAGCAGAAAAACAAAUUUGGUGACACAUACAAAAAAUACAGUUCUUCAGGAUUUGGAAGGCAGAAGACUGAAUGAAGGAAAUUUAACAGAUACAAAUUCAGAUUCAAAAAAGACAGAGAAAUCUGUUAUUGAUAUGGCAGAGGCUGCUGCCAAGAGUAAAAUUACUCAGAAAGGUAAUAAAAAAGAUACAUAUGUAUCUUUUUUAUGUCCCCAUACAAACCAAGGAACAAUUAAAAUACAGGAAGCAGUUUUGCCUGAUGUUGGACCUAAUGAAAUGGGCUUCAGUGUUGAUGUUUCUGAUCACAAUUUUUGCAGCACAGUUGAUGGUGAAGGUGAAUUGGUCUUGCUAACAGAAAUGCAACAGGAACAUGGAUUCAAUAGUGGUAACAAUGAAAAUCCAUUUCCAGAAGAAAAGAAAAGAACCGGUGGAAGCACAGCAACAUCUGUCAUCAUAGGGGAGGAAAUGACCAGUUUACAUUGCCCCACAUCAUCAAUGUCUGCAGAAAAAAUGUCUGUGAAGCAUUCUGAGACUACUGAUGUAACAGAACCUGAUUCUCAGUCAAUACUUUCUUUGACUUCAUCUCACAGUGUGUCACUUUUGAAGCUACAACAGGAAAUCAAGAGUUACGAUAGUGAUCAACGUAGUCUCACGCAGAGUAGCAAAGACAGCUUGACUGACAGGAGUCUAAAUACUGAUAUGAGGAUACCUUCAGAACAAAUUAUUUCUUUGAAAAACUUGACAAAUCAAGUUAAAUCUGAUGUUGAUGGAAACAAAAGUAAUGGAGAGGCUCUAAGUUUAAAAAUCUCCUUGCCCCUGUUGCAGGAGAUUUCUUUGCAGAUAAAUGAGUCAGAAUCAGCAUGUGCAAAUCUUACUGAUUCAGACAGCACAGAUAUAUUGCAACAGACUAUUGCAAAUGAGGUGCAAAACAUUUAUACAAAUAUAUCUGAAGAGGGAACCAAUUGUACUGAACAAACACUUCAAACAAAUACAGAAACACUGUUAGCAGAUGAACUUUUAGCAGCUACCAGUGGAGAAAGUGUUUCCAAAAGUUCCGUAAAUUGUAGCAGUGGGAUGCCAAGCACUAUUGAACAAAAAGCUGAACAACUAGAGGAGGGAAGGAGAGUCCUGCUUAAUGCAGAAGAAAGUGCUGAAGGGUUUCUCACUGAGACAGCUGAAAAUGCUAGCAAUUCAGAGAUGGGGUCUACAGCUUUAAAACCCCAUGAGAAGGAAGCACUUCGAAUUCAAAGAAAGAGACAAGAUCUUCAAGAGACCAACCGAAAAGCAGAUUUGCAUUUCAGUAUUAAUGCAGACAAGAAGUUUCCUUACCCUUCUCAGAUUAUGCAAAAUACAGAGCAGGAAACCUCCCAGAAAACAGAUGAAGGAGUGUUUGCUGAAAUAACUGGAACAGAAGUCACUGAAAAAAAUGAAGAAGAAAGAAAUGCAAAGGGCGAUGUGCUUUCACAGUUUACUGAAACAGAAGCAAUCCAAACUAAAAGAGUAAAAUUAGACCCUCAGGAGACAAGCCAAAAGACAGAUUUGUGUUCCAGUAGUGGUAAAAGCAAGCUUUCAUUGAAUCAAUCACACUUCAGUCAAGGAUCAAAACAGCAAACAUCUAAGAAAUCAGAAUCAUCCAAAAAAGAAGCUGUAGUUUUACAUGUCGCCUAUAAUACAAGAGCUUGGACAAAGAAGAGAAAUGCAAAAGGGGAAAAUCAGCUGCAUAUUGCUGCUAAGAGAGGAGACUUGUCUUUGGUGAAAACUCUAAUAUCAUCUGGAAUUUGUGUCAAUGAAACAGACAACGCAGGCUGGACAGCAAUUCAUGAAGCUUCCAACAGGGGAUUUACUGACGUGAUCUUAGAGUUGCUGAAAGCUGGUGCUAAUAUUAACAGCAGAAGUCUGGAUGGUACUUUGCCAAUACAUGAUGCUGUUUCUGGCAACUAUUUGGAGGCAGUGAGAAUUCUACUACAGCAUGGAGCAAAUCCCCAUGAGAGGGAUGAUUCGAGCGAAACUGCUUGUGAUAAAGCUUGUGAUGAUGAAAUGAAAGAACUGCUGAAGUCUUAUGGUGCUAUUGACUCUGGACUUUCUGUUAAAACUACUGGGGUUACAGAGAGGAAAUAUAAUCAUCCUACUCGGUCAAGAAGAUCAAAACUUAUUUGUUAUGACUGCUGUAAAAAUGAUGAUGCAGCUUUGGUGCCACAACAUGAGAAAUACGAUGAGUCUGUUGCUGCCAUAAAAGAUACAGAACAGAAGCAAAAAGAACUGUUGCUACUUGAAUUGAGAACUUCCAAAGAUGCAGAUGCAUAUAUCCAAAAGCUGUCUCAGAUACAAGAUACUUUGAAUGAAAUGCUUGCAAAACAGAAAACUGAAAGGGAUGCCCUUGCUAAAAAAUACAGGGCUUCAGUGGAAUCUUUUAAAAAAGGAGCACUAAGGGAACAAUUAGUUAAGCUUGCUUCUAGGCAAAAGAGUCUGUUGAUUGUUGCCCAGAACCAGAAGGAAUUAGUCCAGAAAAUACAAAAUUACAGAAAAGAAAAGCAAGUGUAUUCAACACAUGCAGAGAAACAAAUCUCAAACACAGUUAUUUGCUAUGGAAAUGGUAAAGGACAAGAUUUAACUGCUGAUAAAAUCAUGUGUCCUGAUGUAGUUACAUUUAGUACAGGGCCCGGUGCCAGCAUGCCUAAUGGAAACAGAGUAGAAGCACAUCUCUCUUUAGAAAAUAGAUUUUCAGCUCAGGAAUGCAGCCAACAUCCAAACAGCUGCUUGGCUGAGACAGGAACAAAUAAAGAAGCAAUUAGAAGCAAAGAGGUUUCUGAUCAUGCUUUGGCAUCUGAAAACAGGGUAAGAGAGUAUCCUUUCGAUAACAUGUCCAAGUUGACAAAUGCUGUAGAGGUGGUGACAUUGCCUUCAGAACCUGCUGUUUCCACUACUGAAACAAAAGGCUUACAGCAAAAAGACAUUGAUUGUGCAGCAGUUGCAGAACAAGGAAACAAGUCUCUAAAUCCCACUUCAGUGACCAACACAUUAAAUAUUUCAGAAGCCCGAAGCGCUGUCGUCAGUAAUAAUGUCUGUCAGCUGACCAGUGACUGUGAGCGGGUUCUUACUGCUGAGGAUCUAGACAGAUAUGUAAAUAAGAAAGAUGCUUUCCAGCAGCAGCAAGAGAUUGCGUCAACAUCCACAGAGGACUUUCCUAAUACUCUGCAGCAAAUGAUCUUUCAGAGUAGUGUUGAAUCGUUCAGUGCCAACUCAAUGCUUACAAGUCUUGUCUCAAAUACAGAUUAUUCAAUAAACCUCAACAAGAAAUCUUCUUCCCAGAGCUGUAGUAAUCAGGAAUAUGAACAAAAACAAUUGAAGUACAGACGAAAUAAUAGGAAAAAACUUCAAUUGAUGGAUCUACUUGAAUUGGGAAGGAUUAAGCCGGGAGAAAAUGUUUUAGAAUUCAAACUUCAGGAAUUUAGUCAUAAAGCCACACUCUUGGAGGAUGGCAAGAUCAAAACCAGUAACAGAAGAAUACUUCAGAAUCCAGUUCAGUGGGUUAAAGAGCUGCUAGGAAGUGAUAUUUCAGUGACCUGGAAGUAUGUAUGGAAUAAGGUUACAUAUCUUGGGACACAGUUGUCAAAAUUUCUUGUUGAAGAAGUGUCUAUUUCUAAUGACCUGGAAUUACCAUCACAACAAAGAGAGCCUGUGGGCUCUUCUGUCCAGUUCAACUCACUAGAAAAUCUGACGCAUUUUCUUCUAUUCAAUGAGAUAGUAAUAGUGCAUAAAGAUGAGUUUCUGCCAUGUCAUAUAAUGGAAAAACAUUGGAAUUUCUACAAAGAAUGUGAAGAUUUUGGAUUUUAAAGACUUCUUGAGUGCCGAGGUUUUUUUGCUUCAUCAUCACUUAAGAGUAAAUGUUUGGACUUUUAGAAUUAAAUGUUUUACUACCAUCAUUUUGAUAGACCAUUUUCCCAGCACUUAGGAUGGACUGAAAGACUCCUUGGAUAAAGGAAGAAAUGGAGAGUACUUUGUAGCAGGUAAGGAUAACUGUCAGUAUUGAAUUUUGUUCUGUAGGAUUAUGAAAUGGAGAAGUAGACAAGGACCUAUUUUACACUGGUAUUCACUGAGAAUUGUAUUGCAUACUGGUAAUUUUGUAAGAAUUUCCACUGAUCCACUGAUUUCCAUGGCUUCGUAUCUGCCCAUGCUCAGUGUGCAUGGCUCCAUGGAAGCAGAUAGGUGUCAACGCUGAUAGUCACUUUUUACAUGUAACUUCAGAACCAGUCUGCCUGAGCAUAUGCUGUCGGAAAUGGCUGCAAAUGUUUGUGUAAUAACAUAAGCUGUUAGGUUGGGCAAAAAUCAAGAUGGGCAGCUUUGAAAAUCACAAACAACUUUGCUUUACGUGAUAGGGAUAUAUGCAGACAUUUGAGAGCAGGUGUAUGCUGUGAGAGGUUAAAAGAAGAAUCUUAACCAACUGAAGUGCUCAGACAGGGAAAUUCCGUUGAUGUUCCAACCAAAUACAUCUGAUAGUCAGAAAAUGUGCUAGCAUAUGGCAGGAAAUACAAUGAGCUCAUUUCUGGUAAAUGGAUUUUUCAAUCUAAAAACAUCUUAGAUACUCACCCUGAUCUCUGAAGGAUUUCUAUUUGUUUUAAUUUUACAAUAUGUGAAUCUGCCUCAGUAGCAUAUUUAUACACAUUUGACUGUCAUGAGAAUUAUCUCUGUUCAAAUUGCAUUCUCAUUCUUCCAUUCUCUGGUUUAUAAGGAGAGAUAAAAUAAUCACACCUACUCCUCCUAACUCCAGUGAAUGGGAUGAGGAAUCUCUCCUGUCAAUACAUAACAAGCUCAGCUAGCUAUUUGGAGUGGGAAGAGCUGUUCUGCAGGGAUUUUAUUAGUGUCUUAAACAGAAGGUUUAGGGAAGAGAGAGAGGGUUUUGAUGGGCAGGGUGUUAAUACUGUGCCCUAGGAUGCAUGAGCCAUCAUCACUUGAUGGGACUGUAAGGGUGAAAAAAUGCAAACUGCCAGAAAGCCAAAAAAGUAAAAGGUUACUGAGUGAUAGCUGUUUAAUAAAGGUUAGGUUCCACACAGAAAGAAAAUGGAACAUUCUCACAGCUGCUGCAGUAAAACAAACCAAAAGGCAUAUUGGUUUAAAGGAACUGUUCAUUCACAUAGCUCAGAACAUCUAUAGAAGAGGGUGUCAGUUCCCCAUUAAAAGUGAAAUAUUUUUGACUGUUAAAAUUACUACCAAAUUACUUAUUUAUGAGUUUGUCUGAUAUUUUUUCCUUGUUAUAAGAUGUUUAAUAAAAUUAAUGUAUUAAAACUGGAAAGACUUGACAGUAAUACUUUUAGUCCAUUGUAUUAACAUGAUUGUGUGACCUAAGGCAAUAAUGAGAUGCAGUGUCAAAAAAUCUGAUUGAUUCAAGAUGGGCAAAGAGGUAAAAAAGCGAAGUGUUACAUGAAAACUCCUGUUGCUUAUUGAUACCACAUGUAAAAGUAAGUUGUAACUUUUUUUCAAUAUUUAUGUAAACAUCUUAAGAAAGGUGUUAGCUUGACAACAUAAUCUGUUUUAAUACGACUAACAAAUAUAGGGUUCUACCUCC
Messenger RNA from Dromaius novaehollandiae (emu), 7716 nucleotides. RefSeq names its product ankyrin repeat domain-containing protein 31. NCBI's taxonomy places the organism in Eukaryota, Metazoa, Chordata, Aves, Casuariiformes, Dromaiidae. The record is from RefSeq and is a predicted model, not a curated record. Bases 51 to 5987 code for a protein of 1978 amino acids. The transcript has 25 exons. Gene Ontology annotation, molecular function: protein binding.